Messenger RNA from Myotis davidii, 9165 nucleotides. It is a transcript of the gene GSE1, whose product is annotated as Gse1 coiled-coil protein. The transcript is spliced from 17 exons. Bases 217 to 5427 code for a protein of 1736 amino acids. Lineage: Eukaryota; Metazoa; Chordata; Mammalia; Chiroptera; Vespertilionidae. The record is from RefSeq and is a predicted model, not a curated record.
CCGGGACAGAGCGCCGAGACCCCCGCGCAGGGUGACGUGGAGGAGGAGGAGGGGGACCCCUCGAAGCUCCACGUGGACGGGGAGCCCAAGACCGGCAUUCGGCGCCGGAGAAAGGGCGUCGGGAGGCCCUGGGUCCCUGAGGCCCGGGCCAGUGUCCUGAGAGGGAUUCAAGGCCCUUGGCUAGGCCCUCCAGCCCCAGUGGCCCCUGCAGACGGCAUGAGAGGAGCCCCUUCAGGCAGGGCCGCCAAGACGCCGGAGAGCAGGCCCCUGGGGGAGCCCCGUGGAGGCUACUGCCUCUCCGAGGACAGUGACGUCCACAUCACCAGCGAGGAGGAGGACCGCAAGGAGCCGCCUCUCCCGAGCCCCUGUGGCCCCAAAGAGAAGGAAACCGGUGGCCGCGUCCCCCGGGUUCCUCUGGAGAGCCGCCCAGCGCCACCAGGGGGCCUUUGCUGCUACAUCUGCGGGUCGGCACUGUCCCCGGCCUCGCAGCACCAGAUCCACGUGCAGAAGCAGGAGAAGCUGGCUCAGGCCCCCUUCUUUCCCUUCCUGUGGCUGCACAGCCCACCUCCCGGGGCUCAGCCCAUCAGCGAGGGCGGCAGCACGCUGGUGUGUCCCUGCUGCUUCUCCUCCCUCAUGCAGCAGUGGCAAAGCUUCGAGCUGGCCAGCGUGCCUGUCCUGCAGAGACUGUACGUGGUGCCUCUGAACAGCCACGCCCCCGGCAUGGCCUCCAAGGGCAGGAGGCUCCCGAGGGAGGAGGGCACCACCUCGGGGACCCUGCCAGAGGCCUGCUACCUCUGUGGGGAGGACUGCACCCCUGAUGCCCGGGCUGUGGCCUCCAGGAUCCUCAAUGGCAAUGCCAGGAGCACCAUGCAUUUCCCCUUCCUCAGCCUCCUGCCCUGCCCCCCCAAUGCCCGAGGCCCCAACAAGCGCGGUGAGGUUCGUAGCUGCCCCAAGUGCUUCAGCAUCCUGGAGGACAUCUGGGCCCUGUACCGGGCCUGUCAGAAUGAGGAGCUCAUCACCUCUGUGCAGGGCUUCCUGGGCAGGUACCACCAGGCCUUCCCUGCCUCUGACCCUGCUCUCUCCGAGCUGCCCACAUCGACCCAGGGCAGCGCCGUGUCCGUCUGCUACAUCUGCGGGACUGAGCUGGGCCCCGGGAAGGAGUUCCAGCUCAACGUGAACCCCUCCAGUCGCUUGGGCGAGAAGGAACCCUUCUUCCCCUUCCUCACUGUGUACCCACCUGCUCCACGCGCCAGGCCUGCCGACUCCACGGGCCUGGUGGCCACCUGCGUGCUCUGCUACCACGACUUGCUAGGCCAGUGGCUGCAGCAUGAGGCACGCAGUGCCCACCAUGCCGUCAGUGCCUGGUCCCGGCAGUACCAAGUGGACACGUUUGUGUGCUUCUUCUGCCAGCAGGAGAGGAAGCGUUGUCUUGGGUUGAAGGCUGUGCGGGUAGCCCGGCUGCCCUUGUUUCUCUAUACCCUGCGGGCGAGCCACAGCCUGCUGGUGGACGACGGGCGGCAGCUGAUCAUCGGCGCCUGUGUGGAGUGUGGGACGCUGGUGUGUGCUGGCCAAGGGCUUACCCGCCAGGGACCUGUGGGCUGGAGCUCCCCAGUGGCAACGGCGAUAAAGGUCACCUCUGCAUCUCUUGAGGCACCAGCAGCCACCCACCCUCCUGCCCGGGAGCCCGAGCCCUGGCUGGGGACCCCAGCGGAGAGCCUGCUCAGAGGCCCCAAGACCGCCCAGGAGCUGGGGCCAGCCCGGUGUCAGCAGAGCAGCCUGGACGGGGCCGGACCAGACCUCGCCGGCACAGGCAUGAGCCAUGAGCCCAAGUCCCCUUCACUAGGAAUGCUUUCCACCACGACCAGGACCACCGCCACCGUCAACCCCCUCACCCCCUCGCCGCUCAAUGGCGCCCUGGUGCCCAGCGGCAGCCCCGCCACCAGCAGUGCGCUGUCGGCCCAGGCCGCGCCGUCUUCCAGCUUUGCCGCUGCGCUGCGCAAGCUCGCCAAACAGGCAGAGGAGCCCAGAGGGUCUUCACUGAGCAGUGAGUCGUCCCCUGUGUCCUCUCCUGCCACCAAUCACAGCUCCCCUGCCAGCACGCCCAAGCGCGUGCCCAUGGGCCCCAUCAUCGUCCCCCCCGGGGGCCACAGCGUCCCUAGCACGCCCCCCGUGGUGACCAUCGCCCCGACCAAGACCGUCAAUGGCGUCUGGAGGAGCGAGAGCCGGCAGGACACCAGCUCCCGGGGCAGCAGCAGCGGUCGAGAACGCCUCAUCGUGGAGCCCCCACUGCCCCAGGAGAAGGCGGGGGGCCCGGCCAUUCCCUCCCACCUGCUCAGCACCCCCUAUCCCUUUGGCAUCUCCCCCAGCUCAGUGGUGCAGGACUCCCGGUUCCCACCACUCAACCUCCAGCGGCCUGUGCACCACGUGGUGCCCCCCAGCACGGUGACCGAGGACUACCUGAGGAGCUUCCGGCCCUACCACACCGCUGAGGACCUCCGCAUGUCCUCCCUCCCUCCCCUCGGCCUGGACCCGGCCACUGCUGCCGCCUACUACCACCCCAGCUACCUGACUCCGCACCCCUUCCCCCACCCGGCCUUCAGGAUGGACGACUCCUACUGCCUAUCCGCCCUGCGGUCCCCCUUCUACCCUAUCCCCACCCCCGGCUCCCUGCCUCCGCUGCACCCCUCGGCCAUGCACCUUCACCUCUCCGGGGUCCGCUACCCCCCGGAGCUGUCCCACUCGUCCCUGGCGGCACUGCACUCGGAGCGGAUGUCCAGCCUUAGCGCGGAGAGGCUGCAGAUGGAUGAGGAGCUGCGGCGUGAGCGUGAGCGUGAACGGGAAAGGGAGCGGGAACGGGAGGCUGACCGUGAGCGGGAGAAGGAGCGCGAGCGGGAGAGGGAGAAGGAGCGCGAGCGGGAGAAGGAGCUGGAGCGUGAGCGCGAGAAGGAGCGGGAGCGGGAGCUGGAGCGCCAGCGCGAGCAGCGGGCCCGGGAGAAGGAGCUGCUGGCCGCCAAGGCCCUGGAGCCGGCCUUCCUGCCGAUGGCUGAGCUGCACGAGCGGGUCAAGUCCGCGGAGCAGCUGACCCCAACCCGAGCAGAGAAGCUGAAGGACGCGGGCCUGCAGGCGCCCAAGCCUGUGCAGCACCCCUUGCACCCGGCACCCAGCCCCCAUCACACCAUGCCCAGCCUUCUCUCCAACCACGGCAUCUUCUCUCUGCCGGGCAGCAGCGCCGCCACGGCCCUGCUCAUCCAGCGCACCAAUGAGGAGGAGAAGUGGGUGGCGCGGCAGCGGCGGCUGCGGCAGGAGAAGGAGGACCGGCAGUCGCAGGUGUCGGAGUUCCGGCAGCAGGUGCUAGAGCAGCACCUGGACAUAGGCCGGCCCCCAGUGCCCACGGAGCCCGAGCACAGGCCCGAGAGCACCAGGCCGGGAUCAAACCGUCAUGAGCCGGGUAGCCGAGACCCCCCGCAGCACUUUGGCGGGCCCCCGCCCCUCAUCUCGCCCAAGCCCCAGCACCACUCCGUGCCCACGGCCCUCUGGAACCCGGUGUCCCUGAUGGACAGCACCCUGGAGACACGGCGGGCCCCCGAGAGCCACCCUCUGCACAGCCACCCUGCCCUGUUCGAGCCCGGCCGGCAGGCGGCAGUCCCGCUGGUGAAGGUGGAACGGGUCUACGGCCCAGAAAAGGUGGAGGAGGGGCCCCGGAAGCGCGAGGCCACCCCCCUGGACAAGUACCAGCCGCCUCCACGGGAGUCAGGGAGCCUGGAGCAACAGGCCUUUCCUCACGGGCCUGGGCCCCUCUUGGCUGAGCUUGAGAAGUCCACCCAGACCAUCCUGGGCCAGCAGCGGGCCUCCCUCACCCAGCCACCCCCCUUUGGGGAACUCCCUGGACCCCUGAAGCCGGGCUCACCCUACCGGCCCCCGGCACCACGCGGCUCUGACCCCGCCUACAUCUUCGAUGAGUUCCUGCAGCAGCGCCGGAGGCUGGUCAGCAAGCUGGACCUGGAAGAGCGCAGGCGGCGGGAGGCCCAGGAGAAAGGAUACUACUACGACCUGGAUGACUCCUAUGAUGAGAGUGACGAAGAGGAGGUCAGGGCCCAUCUCCGCUGCGUGGCCGAGCAACCGCCCCUCAAACUGGAUACAUCCUCCGAGAAGCUAGAGUUUUUGCAACUUUUUGGCUUGACCACCCAACAGCAGAAGGAGGAACUGCUGACCCAGAAGCGGAGGAAGCGGCGGCGGAUGCUGAGAGAGAGAAGCCCAUCGCCCCCGACGAUUCAGAACAAGCGGCAGACACCUUCACCGCGACUGGCCCUGUUCACCCGCUAUAGUCCCGACGAGAUGAACAACAGCCCCAACUUCGAAGAGAAGAAGAAGUUCCUGACCAUCUUCAACUUGACCCACAUCAGUGCCGAGAAGAGGAAAGACAAAGAGAAACUUGUCGAAAUGCUCCAUGCCAUGAAGCAGAAGGCACUGUCAGCGGCAGUGGCAGACUCUCUCAGAAACUCUCCGAGGGACAGUCCUGCUGUCUCCCUGAGCGAACCAGCCACGCAGCCAGCCUCUCUGGAUAUGGAAAAGCCGGUGGGUAUUGCUGCUUCCCUGUCUGACGUCCCAAAGGCCACAGAGCCUGGGAGACUGGAGCAGCUCCGGCCACAGGAACUGUCUCGAGUCCAGGAGCUGACUCCUGCCAGCAGCGAGAAGGCCAGGCUGAAUGAGGCCCCUGGGGGCAAGAAGAACCUGAGCAUGAUGCAUUACAUGAGGGGCCCCGCCCCCAAGGACAUUCCCGUGCCCCUGUCCCACAGCGUCAACGGGAAGAGCAAGUCGUGGGAGCCCUUCAUGGCAGAGGAGUUUGCACAUCAGUUCCACGAGUCUGUGCUGCAGUCCACCCAGAAGGCCCUCCAGAAGCACAAAGGGAACGUAGCCGUGCUGUCUGCAGAGCAGAACCACAAAGUUGACACGUCCAUCCACUACAACAUUCCUGAGCUGCAGUCCUCAAGCCGGCUCCCUCUGCCCCAGCACAACGGGCAGCAGGAGCCCCCAGCCGUGAGGAAGGGCCCCCUCACACAGGAGACGGACCAGGACUCGGAAGAGGAGGAAGAGGAGGAGGAUGGAGAAGAGGAUGAUGAGGAACCCCCCAGACGCAAGUGGCAAGGGAUUGAGGCAAUUUUUGAAGCUUACCAGGAACAUAUAGAAGAGCAAAAUCUGGAGCGGCAGGUGUUGCAGACGCAGUGCAGACGGCUGGAGGCCCAGCACUACAGCCUCAGUCUCACAGCAGAACAGCUCUCCCACAGCAUGGCGGAAUUGAGGAGCCAGAAACAGAAGAUUGUCUCAGAAAGGGAGCGAAUCCAGGCGGAACUGGAUCACUUCCGGAAGUGCCUUGCAUUGCCUGCAUUGCAUUGGCCUAGGGGUUACUUUAAGGGAUAUCCUAGGUGACGGUUUCCCUUGCACUAGGCCGAACCUAUAGUAUAGAAAUAUUAUCUAUUUUAUUACCUUGAAUAUUUAAUAUUUUUCACUGGGAGGUUUGAAGCUUAAAAAAAAUAAUAAAGAAUGUGCCAUGCAUGAAGCAAAGGAUUCCAGACUCCAGAAAAAGAACGAACUCACCUUGACUUCAAUGCAACUGAAUCACCUUUGUAAUUCAGCGAGCAACCAAUGUAGGACAUCGCCCAUAUAUUUUUUUAAAAGGCAAUUUUUUUUCUUUACCCAUGUCACCGUUUUAAAAUCUGAAAAUGAAGGCUCCGUUACCAACACUAAAACUUUUAUCAUUUAUAGCCCCUGGGUGCAUAAGAUUGGAUCAAACUGCUUGUGUUCUAUUUCUUGUGUUGCCAUAUUACUAUGCCUGAAGACCCAAGUUUACUUUUGCUGCAGCAGAGGGUCGGUCUCAUGCCUCCCCAGGACUGAGACCUGCUUCAGCUGAAUGAAGGUGGGGUGCAUUUUAAGUGAAGGGCUUAUUUGUUUUGGUUACUUUUCUGAAAAAUUUUCUUCAAAGCAACAGUACUAAAAGUCUCACCAAUAGCAGGCUUUUCCCGGAAAAGCUCUCACCUAAAGAUAAAGCAAAUUGACAAACUGAAGGUACCUUUUUUAUUACUCCAUGGGGUGGGGGGGAGUGUACAGAGCUCUAUGUAUACAUAUAUGCACACCCACCAAAUUGUUGCUGCAGUGGGGGGUGUUUUCAUACAAACAAAUUUUGAGAGAAAAGUCAAAGGUGCUUCAGCCUUGUACUGUGUAUAUAUAUUAAAAAACAAAGUUUUGUAUGUUUUUAUUACUUUAAUUAUUGUUAUAAAAGGCCUGCCAUUUUUAAUAUGUGGUUUUGGGGGAUUUUUGUUUGUUUUCCUGUUUUGGGGUUUUGUGUUUUGUGUUUUUUUUCUGGGCAAAAAAAAAACAAACUUGCUUUUAGUGUUUGUACUGCUGCUGGUCAGGACAUUAAAUAUUGAAGUGUUUUUAAAAAUUAAAGACGAAGAAAAGUAAAAGAGCUUACCACUGGCGCCUAUGCGAUCACUUCAUUUUUGAGUUGCACCAGAAAAUGAUGUAGAAAGCCAUGCGUUACUUCUUACCUCCUUCUCUACCCCCUCCCCCCAGCUCUGGACAGCAAAUAGCAGUUAUACCUAGUUGCUAUCAGUGAGGAGGGGCUAGUCUAUGGUGAACAAGACAUACUGGAUGUGCACCUAUGCAUGCACCUACAGACAUGGGGCUUUUUGCAAAAGAACCUUUCAGGAAGUGAGCAGUUUGUGAUAGAAUCCUAAGGUGUCUUACAGCAGUCUGAGAACAGGUGCAAAGUAGAAACUCUAGAGGCUUUAUUAGAUGCAAAGCUUUGUAAAAGCCUAAAAGUAGGAUAAAGGAUAAACAAUGUCUGAGCUGAACUUCUCCUCCUUUUGAACUGACUGUGACAAGCACAGGAGCAGCUAGAAACAGAUAAUCAGAUCAGUGCAAAGCAAUGGGGAAAUUUUUCCUUCUUGUCCCAGUUAACUGCUCAUUCAGGCAGGGUUUAAUCUAGAUCAAGCAAGUAUCUCUUGCCUGAAUGGGCUUGAACCAGAGGCUAAAGCAGCCAGUGGUUGGUCUGCCAGGGGAGAGGGGAUGAGAGGAGGUCUGAGUGUGAUCACGCCUCCCCUUUACCCAGGGGAAGGGCUGGCUGACCUUCAUGAAGGCUACUCACUGUGAUCAGUGGCCGCACCCUCAGCCCCAGACCUUAGCUGUGCAGAACAGCUUGCUGGCAGAUGGCAUUGUGUCGCUUUAUCUGUUCCCACACAGUUUGCUUUGUAUGUCUGCCAAGAAUCUUCCAGUUAUUAGCAAACUCAGACAAAAAGUGCCGCCAGUAUUAUCAGCAGUCAACAAGCGCCUUCCUCUCCACAGAAACGAUUUGACGAGAUCUAAGGGCUGUUCUGUGGCCUCCCCUGCAAAGACAUUGAGAGAUCAACAUGUUCCACAGGUGGGGACAGGUGUUUAGAGGGAACUCUAUUGCCAACAAUCAGGGCAAAAUGUCACUGAAUUUCUCUCUUUAAAAUCUGCUUGCUGCUUCUGGUCUGAAAGCUUAAGAGCUACAUCUUAGCACUUCACUCCCAGUCCUCCUUCGCCAUCACAGAAUGUCUGAGUGCUAGUAAUUUUGCUGAUCAGCUUUGGUAAUGGCCUUGGCUUAGAAAAAGAAAAAUGUAGAUCUAAUAACUUGAUGGGAAAGAAAAGCAGAGCCCCAUUCCUCCUCCAGCCCAGGGGAGCUCCCUUGGGGUUUGUUUAGUUGUCAGGGAGGACGUCCCUGAGCUAGUAACAACUGCUUUUCCUUCUUCCCAUUGAAAACGCCACUGUCACCCCUGCACUUGAGCUUCUGUCACUCUGUCACACCCAACUCCCACCCAUCUCUAGAGAUCUCUGAAUAUUCUUGGGCUUAAGAAGUAAUAUGACAAUCAGAGAAUAUAAAUAUACACCAGAAAAGGCAGCAUAAUAAACUAAGAAAAAGGUAAAGUGUCUUUUGAAAACAAAUGCACCACUAAGACAUAGUACCCAAUAAUGGUUUUUCCAUCCAACAAUUAGUUCUAAAAUCUUAAAACACAUUUUCAUCUCAUCUAAUUUUCCUUUUUCAGUUUGGGCUUAAAAAUGGGCAAAUAUGCGCUCUCUGAAGAUUUUGUUCAGCUAUUUCACACUGAGUUUAAAAGACACAGCUCAGAAGAACACCGAAUUUGCUCUAGAAUUGAUUUUGCAACCUGUGUCAGUCCUCCACGGCCUCAGGUGCUUCCUACAGCACCGGCAGGAGACGGCCGUUUUGUUAAACUUGUGAGGGACACCUUCCAAAGCCAAAUCCCCAGCUUCGCAUUUAAUCAAAUAUUUAGGGACAAACCAGAGGGUUCCUCAAAACUUGGAUCUACACACCUGAUCAUUUGAAAAUGCAUUUGUUCUCUGUUUCAUAUAAUCAGAGCCAAACUGACAAUGAAAACAUUUCAUGAUAUAAUCCACUGUCUAACAUAAAUGGCCAAGGUAGGGUUUUCAACAGUUUAGUCUACAUUCUAAAGGAAAUAAAACACUAAAUUGGCAUUAACACUCUAUUAGAUAAUACCCUUAAGGAAAUUCAAAGACUAUUCAGCAGUGAAGAAUUAUAACACAAGAAAUCUUACAUUUGUACAUGAACGGUAUUUCCUAAAGACUGCCUAAUCUCAAACAUUACAUCAAGAUACUCCCUUUCCCUCUGAGCCAUGUGUUUUUUAAAGUGUAGAAAAUUCCAAGGAUCCACCACAAGAUGGAGAUGAUCAGCACAAGCCGAUUCUGUUACUCUUAAAUAAGUGUAUAUUAGCCAUUUAGCAGCAAUCCCUAUACUCUUUCAAGUAACCAAGCUAUUGACUUUCUUACUACUUGCAGUAGCCUGUCCCCAACUUUUGAUCCAGCACUUAACUUAAACUCCUUAACUCUGCCUAGACCUGAGGAAGACCAUGCUAAUUGGUUGUGUUACUUUGUAUGUACCCUGUGUUUAAUUGCUAGAACAGUAAACCAGUACAUGGGAGGGAGGAGGAACAGUGCCUCGGUCACUCUGGGGGCAGUUUAGAUGCUGUGAAAUUAAACCUGUUCUAAGUGUACUUGUUUGAAUUAAUUGUAUUGUAAUAUUAUUUGUUGAAUGUAGUAAUUAGGUAUUUAUGAAUAUAUUGCUGUAAUUUCUGACAACAUCCAAAAAAAAUAAAAUCUUCCUAAAUCAUG